GGCUGCAAAAAGUCAAAAGUACAACUCAGACUCCUAGAAUAUCCUCGUUGUCUGGUUUCCACAACAUUACGAUUCAGAUUCACUCUUUUUUUCUUUUCUAAAAAAGGACUCUCAUCCUCAUUCAUCCAUCCUUCGUUAGACAUCCAUGGCUUCGCUCAAGUUCAGCCACAGCAACGGCAACCCGUUUGCUGUCACUCGCCAUGUUACUCCCAGGUCGACUCGGCCCACUCGGAUAGGAUUUAAGAUUUUUGCUUCUGAUAAUCAUUCUGAACCUGAUUUGAGUGUUUGCGUGAACGGGCUGCAAAUGCCCAACCCUUUUGUAAUCGGGUCGGGUCCUCCCGGUACAAAUUAUACUGUGAUGAAGAGAGCGUUUGAUGAAGGCUGGGGCGCUGUGAUUGCCAAAACUGUGUCGCUAGAUGCUGCCAAGGUUAUCAACGUAACUCCAAGGUAUGCCCGGCUACGAGCAGGAGCUAACGGCUCUGCCAAAGGACAGAUAAUUGGGUGGGAGAACAUUGAAUUAAUCAGUGACCGCCCUCUUGAAACUAUGUUAAAAGAAUUUAAGCAACUGAAAAAAGAGUAUCCAGACAGGAUCCUGAUUGCCUCCAUUAUGGAGGAAUAUAACAAAGCUGGCUGGGAAGAACUUAUUGAUCGAGUAGAGCAAACUGGGAUUGAUGCCAUUGAAGUUAAUUUCUCAUGCCCUCAUGGCAUGCCUGAGCGUAAAAUGGGUGCAGCAGUUGGGCAAGAUUGUGCACUAUUGGAGGAAGUUUGUGGAUGGAUAAAUGCAAAAGCUACUGUUCCUGUAUGGGCGAAGAUGACUCCUAACAUCACCGACAUCACAAUGCCAGCAAGGGUGGCUUUGAGUUCAGGUUGUGAGGGGGUAGCUGCUAUAAAUACUAUCAUGAGUGUGAUGGGAAUCAGUCUUGAUACUUUACGGCCGGAGCCCUGUGUUGAGGGCUACUCAACUCCUGGGGGUUAUUCUUGCAAAGCAGUCCAUCCUAUUGCACUUGCUAAAGUGAUGAGCAUUGCAAAAAUGAUGAAGUCAGAGUUUAAUGACAAGGAUUACUCACUUUCGGGCAUUGGGGUGUUGAGACGGGGUGAUGCUGCUGAGUUUAUUCUUCUUGGUGCAAAUACUGUCCAGGUCUGUACUGGUGUUAUGAUGCAUGGCUAUGGCCUUGUGAAGAAACUCUGUGAAGAGCUCAAGGAUUUUAUGAAGAAGCACAAUUUCAAAUCAAUAGAAGAUUUCAGAGGGGUUUCCCUUCAGUAUUUUACGACUCAUACGGAUUUAGUGCGGAGGCAGCAAGAAGCAAUACGAGAGAGGAAAGCUAUCAAGAAAGGUUUGCAGUCGGACAAGGAAUGGACCGGAGAUGGCUUCGUGAAAGAGACUGAGAGCAUGGUUUCCAAUUAAUUGCAGUACCAAAGUAAGGCUUCUCCAGCGAAUAGUGAAAACAGAUGGUUUUUAGUUAUGUUUGGUUGCAUUGUAGAAAUGGUUAAUCAUCUGAAUGAUUGAAGGUGCCGAUGUAAAAACUAAGGUUAUUUAAUAAAGGAAGUGCAUAAUGAUUUUGAAUAA
Gossypium raimondii (Peruvian cotton) is the source of this 1567-nucleotide messenger RNA. RefSeq names its product dihydropyrimidine dehydrogenase (NADP(+)), chloroplastic. The record is from RefSeq and is a predicted model, not a curated record. Gene Ontology annotation, molecular function: NADP binding; iron-sulfur cluster binding; dihydroorotate dehydrogenase activity. Gene Ontology annotation, biological process: uracil catabolic process; thymine catabolic process; UMP biosynthetic process. Gene Ontology annotation, cellular component: cytoplasm. The transcript has 7 exons. Bases 146 to 1405 code for a protein of 419 amino acids. NCBI's taxonomy places the organism in Eukaryota, Viridiplantae, Streptophyta, Magnoliopsida, Malvales, Malvaceae.